Raphanus sativus (radish) is the source of this 1386-nucleotide messenger RNA. RefSeq names its product heavy metal-associated isoprenylated plant protein 35. Gene Ontology annotation, molecular function: metal ion binding. The transcript is spliced from 3 exons. The record is from RefSeq and is a predicted model, not a curated record. Bases 105 to 1172 code for a protein of 355 amino acids. Lineage: Eukaryota; Viridiplantae; Streptophyta; Magnoliopsida; Brassicales; Brassicaceae.
AGUCUUACUGUAUUCCCCAUAAUCUUUUGCCUUCCCCAAGACACAUUCGUCUCUCUCCUCUCUCUCUCCCGAUUCAAAGAGCUAACCACUUUUUGUUUUCUGAAAUGGCAACAGAAGAAAUGAAACCGGAAACUAAGAAAACAGAGCAGAAGCAAUCCCCACAAGUGAAAGAUCUUACUCCUCCACCUCCGGCACUUCCAUACAAGACAUGCAACCUGAAGGUUUCCAUUCACUGCGAAGGCUGUAAAAGAAAAGUGAAAAAAAUCCUUACCAGCAUUGAAGGCGUUUAUAGAGUGGACAUUGAUGUGAAGCAGAACAAUGUAACGGUGAUGGGAAUUGUCUCACCAGAGAUUCUGUUAAAGAAGCUCCACAAGUCAGGCAAAAACGCCGAUCUAUUGCCGGUGAUACCCGACCCGGUAGAGAACAAACCCGUCGACCCUAAAGAGAACAAACCAGUCGACCAGAAAAAGAAAAAUAAAAAGAAGAAAGAAGAAAAACCGGAAAUAACCGAAAAAGUUACAUCUUCCGGUUCUGAUAAACCGGAAUCUGAAAAACCUGACGGCGCCGGCGAAUGUAGUUCCGGAGACAGCAGUGAAGCUUGUGCUCCGGUGAAAGAGGAUAAAUGCAAAAUUCUCAAAAAGAAAGACUCUGCUCCGGCAGAUUCUUCGUCACCGUCACCGGCAUCGACAGAAUCUCCGGCACCGACGACGGAGAAGAAAGCUGAAGAAAGCAGUGGCAGUGUUGGUAAAAAGAAGAAAAAGAAGGGGCAAAGCAUGAGCAGUGUUAACAAUACUACCGGUGGACCAGGCCGUACUAGAUCACUACCUCCGCCCACUACUACUACUACUCCUGCAGCAGAAGAUCAUGACCGUUCAACUAAUCAACACGAUGGCCAUCAAAUGCCAACCAAUAACUUUGCGCCACGUCAGGAUAUGUAUCACUAUCCACCUAAUUACUAUGCGCCGCAUAUUAUGUACGGCGUGCGCUAUAACGUUGCUCAACCUCCGGUGAGCGUAGACGCUGCAUCGUAUUACUCUCCUGCGCCACCUCAUUCGUAUGCGUAUAUGCACCCAGGCUAUCUACCGUCCGACCCAAACCCGUAUCCAUCUCGACCGUCCGAUUCGUUUGAGCUAUUCAGCGAGGAGAACCCAAAUGGUUGUUCGGUGAUGUGAUUCGAUCCGGAAAGAUGUCAAUUACUAUAAUGACCUUGAACUUACCCUUAUACGCCUCUCGUAUUUUAAAGUUGUACACGUGAAAGUGAGUUAAUGGUCUAGUGAAACCUUCGUAGUUAGGUUUUGAAACUAUGAUUAUGUUUGGAUAAAGUUAAGGCCCUCCCCUUUUUUUGUAGCUUUUGUUUUAAUUUAAUGAUUUAGAUCCUUUUUGCUU